AUGGCCCCCAGCAAUAGUCCCUCGUCUCCUGACGUGCGUCGCCGACAUGCUACGGAUACUACCUCGGUAACUACCAGCAAACGCCAGCGUGUAUCUCUCGCCUGCGAUCACUGCCGCGCCGUCCGAGGCCGCUGUGAUGGUCGUCGUCCCAGCUGCGGUGCUUGUCUCGCACAGCACAGGGACUGCUCGUACACGUCUUCGCGAAGGAGGAGAGGCACACCGACCGGUUACCUCCGUGCUAUCGAGUCUUCCCUGGCCUACCUCGUUCAGCAGUCGCCAAACAACGCCAAGCUUCUUGAAUGCCUACUCAAGAAUGGUACAGACAUCUUUGCAUCACAUCCAAACCCUGCUGCAGACCACCUGCAUAAGCAGUGGACCAAUAGCCGCUUUCGCAAGGAUAUGUGGUGCUUACUAGUCGACGGUUACCGCAGUGAGCACGACACAGACGGUUCCGUCAUGGAUGACGAGAGCACGAGUAUCAGAGGCACCAGUAUUGGCCGCACCAGCAUCGGAAGCAACGACGUACUCAGGAUCAUACCCGGACCACGUUCUACCCUGCCUCCAGAGCUGCCCGAUAGCACUCGUACCUCAGUUGCUACUUCUUCCUCCUCGGCCAUGAGCCAACAGCAACCCAACGCACAUCUCCCCACCAACUGGGAGCACCUUGUCGAUGUCUAUUUUGCCUACACGCACUGCUGGCUACCUAUUCUCGACAGAGAAACCGUCAUGGACGCAGCCCUGUCCUUCCCAGCAAACGGGAUUUCCACCAGCCAGAUGGCAAAUGUGCCUUCCAUGUACGCCGAGCUAUGGGCAGUCCUUGCUUUGGCAUCGUUCCAAGACUCAGACCCCAUGUCCAAUCACGACCCCACCGGGCCGCCGAACCCCUGCCCCCACACCAUAUACUCCGCUGCCCGCAACAUGAUGCCGUCCGAAGAGAAGCGCUUUGAGCUACCACACCUCCGGGCUCUACUCCUGCACUCUCUAGUCCUCAUGGGACAGGGCUCUGGUUUGGCGGCCUGGAUGUUGAUUGGCACGGCCGUGCGGCUAGCACUCCACCUACGCGAGACGGGCGAUUUAUACACGUACGGAGGCCAGUCCAGUCCAUCACCCGCAGGCCACCUCGCCUUUGCCGCCUCUCUGGCCCUCAACACACUGGCAUCAGCCUACCUCGGCCAGCCAACGUUUCUCAGUGUCGACACGGAGCAGCUUACGGCCUCCAUCAACGCCAUGGGCAACUCGUCACAAGACGAAGUCUGGGCCUCAGCCACGGGCGACGUGCCGCCCGCUCAGGUCAACCCCAUCAAGACGUUCCGACAGCUAUACAAGAUGACGCAGAUCCUCAGUGCCCACCGUGCCAACUCUUCGAGCGCCAAGCCUACCACCGCCCAAGCCCUCAUCGACUGUCUGGACCCUGAGUUCUCCUUCUGCAACAGCGUCAUCCUCGGCCGUACAACCCCCACCAUACCCUCGGCCUUCGUCUUGCAUGCCUGCUUCCUGACCGUGCUGACCCAGUGCGAGCCGGGCCGUCGGUCCUCGCUGCUCUCGUCCCUGCGCGAGGUAAUCGAGAGCUGUGUGUCCACCUUUGGCCCUCGCGGCGUGCCCCCGGUCGUGGUUUGUCUCGCCGGUACAGCCCUGCGCUCCAGACAUGCCAAUAGGAUAGAAGUCGGCGAGAGGUCUAAGUGGGAGCGUGUAGCUGGCCACCUGAGAAUGGUAUGGACCGGCCGCACAGGCGGGCGUGGCCGACUGGAAACACCUGCCGCCGUCAGUCAGAGCAGUGCGGACAGUAACCUGGCACCGGCUACGCCGGCAGCGUUGCACUCUGAUGCGGGGAGUAUACUGGGCAUGCAGCUUGAUGCUAACAGUGUGGAUUUCGACAUGGCCACAGCCACGGCUGGGACUCUCUGGGUUGGCGAGCACACGGCCGCGCAUGAUCCGUUUCUCAGCGAUAUGGGACCUACAUGGCUAAACGGGGGCACACCACCCUACAUGCCUUAG
Geosmithia morbida is the source of this 1995-nucleotide messenger RNA. Its product is annotated as Fungal Zn(2)-Cys(6) binuclear cluster domain. The transcript has a single exon. The record is from RefSeq and is a predicted model, not a curated record. Gene Ontology annotation, molecular function: zinc ion binding; DNA-binding transcription factor activity, RNA polymerase II-specific; DNA binding. Bases 1 to 1995 code for a protein of 664 amino acids. Gene Ontology annotation, biological process: positive regulation of transcription by RNA polymerase II; DNA-templated transcription. Lineage: Eukaryota; Fungi; Ascomycota; Sordariomycetes; Hypocreales; Bionectriaceae.